Molecule: messenger RNA, 2577 nt
Organism: Fusarium coffeatum
Lineage: Eukaryota; Fungi; Ascomycota; Sordariomycetes; Hypocreales; Nectriaceae
Exons: 1
Coding region: 1-2577 (858 amino acids)
Molecular function (GO): flavin adenine dinucleotide binding; oxidoreductase activity, acting on CH-OH group of donors
Source: RefSeq, a predicted model, not a curated record
AUGCGUUUCUCAACUCUUCUUUCAGCGGCCUCGCUGAUGAUCGGAGCCUCAGCUCUCUCUGAGGAGUACAAGGAUGCCGACACCGGAAUUACCUUCCAGCAAUGGUCCGAUAAGAGCAGCAAGUUCACCUUCGGUAUGGCUCUGCCCAAGAACCCCAAGUCCGACUUCAUUGGUCAGAUCAUCGCUCCCAUCUCAGAGGGAUAUGCCUCCGUCGCCAUGGGCUCUCUCAUGAAGGGCAAGCUGCUCGUUGUUGCCCAGCCCUCCGAUGGAAAGAUUGUCACAUCCGUUCGUCAGGCCUCUGGAUACGUCAACCCCGACGUUUUGGAUGACGACACUGUCAAGAUCAAGCCUAUCGAGAAGGGUGUCAAGGUCGGCACCGACUCUUUUACCUUCACCUUCCUCUGCGAGGGUUGCAUCAAGGACGACGGCACCACCUGGAAGGUCUCUGAUGCCAGUGCUGUUAUGGGUUUCGCUAUCAGCACUACUGCCCUUGAUGAUCCUAGUGAUGCUGCUGGUGCCCUCAACUACCACGGCGCUGGCUUCGGUGGCUUCUCUAUCGACAGCACUGCUGCUCAGUCCGCUGACUACGAGACCUGGGCAGCUAUGGCUUCUGACGCUAUUGCCUCUCCCGGCUCUGGCUCUGGUUCUGGUCCUGCUACUGGUAACUUCACCACUGUCAUCUCCAACAUGACCUACGACUACAUCGUCGUCGGCGCUGGUGCCUCAGGCCUUAUCGUCGCCGAACGUCUCGUUGAGGCUAAGAAGUCUGUUCUUCUUCUUGAGCAGGGCAAGGCCUCUUAUUUCUCUUCCGGGGGAAAGGCUACAAUGAGCUGGAAUUCCAGCACGACUCAAUACGAUGUUCCUUCUAUGGCGUACCACCUCACCACAGCCAAGGAAACCGACGAAUACUGCACCGAUAACGCAGGCAUGAGUGGUUGCUUACUUGGCGGAGGAACUGCUGUCAACGCUAUGAUGUUCGUUCGUCCUCAAGCCGUCGAUUUUGAUGACAAGUGGCCCGCAGGGUGGAAGCACAGUGAUGUUGAGGCCGCCGCCGCCCGCCUUUACGAGCGCACCCCCGGCACCCUCACCCCCACCAAGGACCAGAAGUACGUCGACCAAGGUGCCUACGAUGUUCUCAGCAAGUUCUUCUCCGGUGCCGGCUUCAGCCAGGUUGAUGCUAUUGCCCAGCCCGACAAGAAGAAGUCCGUUUUCACCCACCCUCCUAUGAUGAUCACCGACGGCCAGCGUGCUGGUCCCGUCCGCGACUACCUUCCUCUCGCCCAGGCCCAGUCCAACUUCAAGCUUAUGCUUCAGACCAAGGUCAUGCGCGUUGUUCGUGAGGGUAAGGAUAUCACUGGUGUCGAGAUCCAGUCUGGUCCUGCUACCCGUCAAAUCAUCAAGGUCAAGUCCGGCGGUGGUGUCAUCCUCGCUGCUGGUACUCUCGCUACUCCCCGUCUUCUCGUCAACUCUGGUAUCGGCCCUGCUAAGCAGAUCGAGACUGUUGCCAGCGGUAGCCAGCGCCUGACCAUGCCCCCUAAGGAUCAGUGGAUCGAGCUUCCCGUUGGUGAGAACCUCAAGGAUCACCCCAUCUUCACCGUCAAGGUUAAGACUAAGAUGGCCAUGCCUGCUCUCCCCGACACUGCCGUCACUGAGCCCAGCCAGGAGGACAUCGACCUCUACGCUCAAGGUAACGGUCUCCUCUCCCAGUCCGGCCAACGCUUCAUCUUCUGGGACAGCGUCAUGGGCGACGAUGGUGUCGAGCGAUACGUCCAGGGUACCUGCGCUCCCGCUGGCGAUGACACCCUCAAGCUCAAGGUCUACCUUACCCAUGGUGCUACUUCCAGCGGUUCUCUCGAGGUUACCAGUUCCGGUGCUACCAAGAUGAUUGGUGAGCCUUACCUCAAGGACGCCGCUGACAAGAAGGCUGUCAAGACCUUCAUGCAGAAGCUCAUCGACAUGACCUCCAAGUCCAACAGCACCAUCAGCAUGCCUAGCAACGUCACCGCUGAGAGCCUCAUGACUGAGUACGUCAGCGGUUCUCACUUCGUCGGAACUGCUAUCAUGGGUACCGACAAGUCCUCCAGUGUCGUCGACACCGACACCAAGGUCUGGGGUACUGAGAACCUCUAUGUCGUUGACGGCUCCAUUCACCCCGAUCUUCCCACUGGUAACACUCAGGCUAUCAUCAUGGUUGCUGCUGAGCACGCUGCCUCCAAGAUCCUUGGUGGAAGCGACUCCAGCCCUGUCACUACUCCCACCGACGGUAGCGACAACAACACCGGCAAUGGUGGCAACACCACUACUCCUCCUUCCACCACUCCCCUGCCUUCCAACGGUGGUGACAACGGAAACAAUGGAGGUGACAACACCCCUACUGUCCCUCCUACCUACGGCGGAAACGACGGAUCCUACAACCCUCCUAGCAACGGCAAUGGCCCUGCUUUCCCUUUCCCCGGUGGUAACAACGGUGGCUCUGGCUCUGGCUCUGGCUCUGCCCCCAUCCAGAACCCUCCCAAGAAGUCCAAGUGCAGACGUUCUCUGCGCGCGCGCCAGCGCCGUCACCAGCGUCACGCUUAA